Messenger RNA from Tachysurus vachellii, 2422 nucleotides. It is a transcript of the gene arid5a, whose product is annotated as AT-rich interactive domain 5A. Gene Ontology annotation, molecular function: transcription cis-regulatory region binding. Gene Ontology annotation, cellular component: nucleus. Bases 16 to 1803 code for a protein of 595 amino acids. Lineage: Eukaryota; Metazoa; Chordata; Actinopteri; Siluriformes; Bagridae. The record is from RefSeq and is a predicted model, not a curated record. Gene Ontology annotation, biological process: regulation of transcription by RNA polymerase II. The transcript is spliced from 6 exons.
GUGUGUGUAAAAUGCAUGUGUAAAGUGGAACACAAUCAAAAACAAGAUCACACGCCUAAAAACAACAGCAGCAGUGUGUAUUUCUGUCCUCAACACCCAUUUUGUGCAGGCUGUAACAAACACAUGGCUCUAAUUUCAGUGUCAGAGCCUCAUGGAGAAGCGAGUGGUGAAGAAGAACACAUAGAUGUGUGUGAGGAGGAGAAAACGGAGGAGAAUUCACAGACUCAGAUCAACAGGGAAAUGGCGAGUUCUGAACUGACCAAUGGGAGCGCAGAGGAGACCAAGUCUGGCCAAUCAGAGAGUGAGGAGAGGGCGUUUAUCAUGAACCUGUAUCGGUUUAUGAAGGAAAGAGGCACACCCAUCGAGAGAAUUCCUCAUCUCGGCUUUAAACAGAUUAACCUGUGGAAAAUCUACAAGGCUGUGGAGAUACUCGGAGGCUACGAGUCGGUGACGACCCGGCGGUUGUGGAAGAACGUAUAUGAUGAGUUGGGAGGUAGUCCGGGCAGCACCAGCGCUGCUACCUGCACUCGCAGACAUUAUGAAAGGUUAGUUCUACCUUACGAAAGGCAUCGGAGGGGAGAGGAAGACAAGCCACUUCCUCCAUCUAAACCUCGUAAACAGUACAAGAGGAGUGAAGAGGGCAAGGGCAAAAACGAGAGCAAGAAAAGACGCAGAGGAGAUGGAGAUGAUCCUGAGGAAGUCCUGAAAGGAAGUCACCCCUGUGAGAGAGGAGUGUGUUCUCACUCUGGACCAUGGCCGGUUUCUUCAGAUAAUUCGGAUAAUGACCAGGUCUCACCUCAAGACAUGUGCCUCAGAGAGAAGCCUCUUCUUCAGCCACUAGUCCCUGCCCUUGUUAUUUCCCCUCUGGAGAAAAAGAAGCGUCUGGCGCAGGCAAGCUUGAGCAUAGCUCCCCCUGCUGGCUUGGAGGAUGGAACAGAACCUGAGAGACCAUCUGUGAUUCACCUGUCACAUAUGUCUACACCUUCCGGACACGAAAGUCACGCUUCUGACAGCUCGCCCCUGCCUCUCUCCUCCCCCUCACCUUCACGGAGCAACUCCCCUUUCUCCGUGUCCUCUGAGGACUGUGCAACCGUUCCAAUCCAGAAGACACCAGUUCCAGAAACGAAGAAGCAUAAACCAGCACGCUUCGGAGCUUCUCCUAAAUCUAUUGGGCGUGUGUGCCAGCCGUUACCCCUCAUCCAUUACCCCUGCCCCAAAGAUAUGUCCUCUUUGCCACGCCAACUUCACCACAGCUUCCUGAACCUCACAUCUACAUACCCAGACAAAACACAGAGACACCCAUCAGUCCGGAUACCCAUGGUGCCUCAAGCUAAUUCAAGCUUCACCAAGGUCGUCCCUCGCUCCCACGACCACUGGAGGCCAGUGUCAUUCCAUUCACUAUAUAAAAACCACACUCCCAAUUCCAAGAGGCCAAGUAGCACAGAAAAGAUCCCGUCUACUCUACGCUUCCCAGAUCGGAAUGACAAAUCCAAGAUGGUGGUUCCCAAGCCAAUGCCGACGCAGCAGUACCUUGUGCACCAAACCGGAUUGCCCACCUUGCCAUACCUGCUGUCAGGUUUCAACCGGCCCGGAGCGGAGGCGCUGGAACAGAUGAAAGCUUUACCCUUUCAACCCAUUCUCUUCCCUCAUCUCAGCAUUCCUCAGUCCCAGACUCAUCCCACACAUCCCCUGCAGGGUCCCUUUCCCGGGCCGUACGAGGCCACGUUGCGUCCUUACCCGUACCCGGUGCCGGUCUGGCAUCCACCUGCCGGAUUCAGCAUGGCAACACUGCAGCCAUAUUAACCCCUGCAACUUGGAUUGGAUUGUCACCUGUUUGUAGUGGUUAUAGCUUGACACAGGGUCAUUAUAAUGUAGCUUAUGUUAUGUUAUGCAUAAGAAAUUCACACCAGUAGUCAUUUUACUUCCACUAUGUAUGAUGACUUGAAUCUCUUGACAAAUGUUUUUUUUAAUUCAAUGUUAUUUGUUUAUCUCAACUUAAAAUACAGAUUUCCACAUCACAUCAGCUUCUUAUCACUUCAGAAUCCUCCGGAUUUGAUCGGGCGCAGGUUAAAAUUAGAGAUAGCAGUUCACAAGGCAUAUUUUUCCUUAAAAGAUCUUUUUCUCUGAUGAUGUGAUAGAAAAAUCUCAUUUUUAAGUACUGAAUGCUACUAAACUGUAAGAAACCAUAAGUAAUAUUAGUAAUAAUUAAAAACAAACAAGAAUAUUAUCGAUCUAUUACUUCGCACUACUGACCGAAUCCUUCCAAUGAAGUAAUGUGUUUGUUAACAUGUAUAUUUUUUACUGUGUAUAUAAUAUAUUUUUUUUAUUAAAUAAAUUUGCUGUGUAUAAAAUUCCUCUCAGGUUUGACAAACGUUAUACUGUGUAGUGCACUGAACUGAAAUAAAUGAACUAUUUUGUUGCA